UAAUCCACAAAAUUUCCCACAAAGUUUGACUAAUAAAACCCAACAACACGAUUGUCAAGAAAACCAGAAGGACUAAUAUAUUAGGCUACUGAAAACCCGGUAACUUUUGGUUCCAAUUACUAAAAUGACCUUGAACUCGGAGUCGCCGUCAACGAGCAACCGAGACUGGUUUUUCCCUUCACAAUCGUUCAACGUUCCCCGAAGUCCGGCCCGGAGAUUCUCUUCUCCUUACCCUCGAACGACGACAUCCUUUCAGAAUUCUUCUUCAAAUUUUACUUCUCCUCUGGCUGUACCCCGAACUCUACGACGCCGUAUUAGCCACCGCCACCGGAUUCAGAACUCUGCUGGUGCUACUACAGAUGAAAUCGGCGGAAAGUCAAACGAUGCCGUUCUCAUCCAGUCAGAGGAAUGUCCAAGCUCCGGGAAUAAAACGACAACGUCGGCUCAUAAGAAAUGUACCGACUUUGUUCGUUGGCGAAUGGCGUGCGUUAUUGCAAUGGUGGUGAUGUGCUUUACAUCUCUUCUACACAAAAACUUUUCUUUGCAAUUUCAAGUUAGUGAUUUGCAGGAUGAAUUUUCAACGCUCAAUGCCAGAUUGAGACACUGCAACAUUUCAGAUUCUAUUGGCAUUAUUGACUCAACGCCAGAACAUAAUAGUUCCAGUGCAAGUUUGAAAAAUACGGCAUUGAUUCUCUCACUCAUGAUGUUUUCCCUUCCUCUUGUUUUUAUUAAAUAUAUGGAGUAUAUCUCCAACCUUAGAAGACCGCUGGACAAUACGACGGAGGAAUUAUCUCUGAACAAGCGGCUAGCUUACCGGGUGGAUGUAUUCUUAUCAUUUCAUCCUUAUGCUAAACCACUAACCUUGUUAAUUGCCACUUUGCUCCUGAUUUCUCUUGGUGGCUUAGCACUUUUUGGCGUGACAGAUGAUAGCAUAGCAAACUGCCUUUGGUUAUCAUGGACAUAUGUUGCAAAUUCAGGAAAUCAUACUAAUUCUGAGGGCAUUGGGCCUCGUCUAGUGUCAGUUUCUGUUAGUUUCGGUGGAAUGCUGAUAUUUGCCAUGAUGCUUGGACUAGUUUCUGAUGCAAUCUCAGAGAAAUUUGACUCACUCAGGAAGGGAAGAAGUGAAGUAGUUGAGCAGAAUCACACACUUAUACUUGGUUGGAGUGAUAAGCUGGGAUCAUUGCUGAAUCAACUCGCAAUAGCUAAUGAGAGUUUGGGGGGUGGAACAGUUGUAGUCAUGGCUGAGCGAGACAAAGAAGAGAUGGAACUUGAUAUUGCUAAAAUGGAGUUUGAUUUUAGAGGAACUUCUGUCAUAUGUAGAAGUGGAAGCCCCUUGAUUCUGGCUGACCUGAAAAAGGUGUCCGUCUCUAAGGCUCGUGCAAUAGUUGUCCUUGCUGAAGAUGGGAAUGCUGACCAGAGUGAUGCCCGUGCUCUGAGGACAGUUUUAAGCCUGACAGGAGUAAAGGAAGGUCUUCGGGGGCACAUAGUGGUUGAACUCAGUGAUCUAGAUAAUGAGGUUCUUGUGAAACUUGUUGGUGGAGAUCUUGUUGAAACUGUGGUGGCUCAUGACGUAAUUGGGCGAUUAAUGAUCCAAUGUGCUCGACAGCCAGGCCUUGCACAGAUAUGGGAAGACAUCCUUGGAUUUGAGAAUUGCGAGUUCUACAUCAAGAAAUGGCCACAGUUUCAUGGCAUGCAAUUUGAAGAAGUCCUAAUCAGUUUUCCUGAUGCUAUUCCUUGUGGCAUCAAGGUGGCAUCAUCAGGUGGAAAAAUAAUACUGAAUCCCGAUGAUUCCUAUCUGUUGCAAGAAGGAGAUGAGGUCCUUGUUAUUGCUGAGGAUGAUGACUCAUAUGCUCCAGCACCACUGCCUAUGGUCAAAGAAGCAUCUUUGAUGCACAUUGUCCGACCAACAAGAAAGCCACAGAAGAUCCUACUUACCGGAUGGAGACGAGACAUUGAUGAUAUGAUUGUGGUUCAGGGAGGAAACUUGCCAAAGAACUUAAUUAUUCCAAAGACUACAGAACGGAUUCUGUUUUGUGGUUGGCGACGAGAUAUGGAGGAUAUGAUACUGGUAUUGGAUGCCUUCUUAGCUCAUGGGUCAGAGUUGUGGAUGUUCAAUGAAGUUUGCGAGAAGGAAAGAGAAAAGAAGCUUACAGAUGGUGGCCUAGAUAUUAGCCGGCUGGCAAACAUAAUACUGGUAAACCGCGAGGGUAAUGCUGUGAUACGACGACAUCUAGAAAGUCUUCCCUUAGAAUCAUUUGGCUCGAUCUUAAUUUUGGCUGAUGAGUCAGUGGAAGAUUCCGCAAUUCAGGCUGAUUCCAGAUCACUUGCCACAUUACUGUUAAUACGAGACAUUCAGGCAAAACGCCUUCCAUAUAGAGAAGCUAUGGCUUCCAAAAUUCACAGGGGUAGCUCCUCCCAAGGCUCCUGGAGAGAGGAGAUGCAGCAGGCUUCAGAUAAGUCAGUUAUAAUCAGUGAAAUUUUGGACCCAAGGACUAAAAACCUCUUGUCUAUGUCAAAGAUAAGUGACUAUGUUUUGUCAAAUGAGCUUGUUAGCAUGGCAUUGGCCAUGGUGGCAGAGGACCGUCAAAUAAAUGAUGUUUUGGAAGAACUUUUCGCUGAAGAGGGAAAUGAGUUGCAAAUAAGAGGGGCAGAUCUCUACCUUUGUGAGGGUGAGGAGUUGAGUUUUUACGAAGUGCUCCUACGUGCGCGACAAAGAAGAGAGAUUGUGAUUGGUUACCGUCUUGCUAAUGCAGAAAAAGCUAUCAUCAAUCCCCCGGCUAAAACAGAGAGAAGAAGGUGGUCAGUUAAGGAUGUUUUUGUUAUAAUAGCUGACAAGGAAUAAAAUAUACCAACAGUGAAAUCCUUUUAGCCACCUGAAUUUCUCGCGUAUCACUGGUAAUGCAAGGUGCUGUAAGAUCUUGUCAGUCACAUCUCAAAUAAAUGAGCUAUGGAUGGAGAUGAUAGAGCACCGAGUAUAACGAUGACAUUUUGGUUCAGGAACCAUAGCGUUACACAAUCAACCAAUUUGUUGCCUCAUCAGCUCUUGUUAUUCGUUCACGGAGUGUACUAGGAUAAUUGGCUGAACAUAAUUGGUUACAGUUUUCUCUAAAUGCCAUACGCACUAGACUCUUCCCUCUCACGGAAAGGUGUAACAAUGUCUCUAUAACAAUGCCAAUUCUGUUGUAUAUCAAGCCUUCAAUGUGUUGUACCACUACACUAACUGUGUCGGCACAAAUAUUUAUGUUAGAACUUCGAUCUAUAAUGCAGAAAGGUAUCCAUCAAAUUCUUGGGCUGUGUUUCGACAUCUUUUAUUUUAUAAUUUUGUUUUGACUAGACAUGUCAUUCAAGUGUGUCUAAGUUAGUGCAUGGACUUAGGCAAGUCAGCUAGGCAAGGUGUCUUGGGUGAUGGCAAGGCAGCUUUGAUUGUGGGCAACAACUAUGGCAAAUGAAGGCGCAUGGCACUUGACUAAGGCAUGCGUGCGGAUCAGUGGGACGACAAAGUUUAUGACAAGAUAUGGUCAUGAGCUUAUGGGUGAGGCAUGGUCCAAAGACAAGGUAAGGCAGGAAGGCAAAGUGUGGACAAAAGCUGUGAAACAAGUGUGCAAUUCAUGUGACUGUGAAGCAGUGUGUUGUGCAUGUGAUGUGGAAGUUUAGCCAUGUGUAACGCACAUGUUGUAGUUGGCCAAAGUGCUGAAGAGGGAUUCAUUUCGUGGGAAGUUUGAAUUCAAUUUAUGGCUAAGGCUUUAUGCUUGUUUUUAGGCUUAGCAUGUGUAAGGCACAUUGUAUGACUACCCCUUGUAAUCUGCCAUUGGCAGCCCUCUUUUAUGUGUUGUAUUUCGUUGGCUAAGGCAAGUAGCAUAUGUGAGCCUUCCAACUGAGUGUCCUUUGUAUAUUCUGCGAGAAUAGAAUAAAGGUUGGGUUUUUACCCGUAUUACUGUA
Messenger RNA from Nicotiana attenuata, 3939 nucleotides. RefSeq names its product ion channel CASTOR-like. Lineage: Eukaryota; Viridiplantae; Streptophyta; Magnoliopsida; Solanales; Solanaceae. Bases 125 to 2842 code for a protein of 905 amino acids. Gene Ontology annotation, biological process: monoatomic ion transport. The transcript has 13 exons. The record is from RefSeq and is a predicted model, not a curated record.